UAACAAUGCAGUCAGAUAAACAGUUGUGGCAGCUGCUGCCAUGGCAACGUCACCGUCCUUACCCUCCCAGCGCGCGCCCCUUCCCCACCCCUCCUCCUCCUCCUGCUUUCCGCCAGUAAGUGCAUACUCGCUAGUGGUCUGUACAGGCGGCACGGUUUGAUGGCAGAGAUAUUUUCUUUCCAAACUGUUCAAAAUGAUGAACGAAGAUGCAGCUCAGAAAAGCGACAGUGGAGAGAAGUUCAAUGGCAGUAGUCAGAGGAGAAAAAGACCCAAGAAGUCUGACAGCAAUGCAAGCUUUCUCCGUGCUGCCAGAGCAGGCAACCUGGACAAAGUUGUGGAAUAUCUGAAGGGGGGCAUAGACAUCAAUACCUGCAAUCAGAAUGGACUCAACGCUCUCCAUCUGGCUGCCAAGGAAGGCCACGUGGGGCUGGUGCAGGAACUGCUGGGAAGAGGGUCCUCUGUGGAUUCUGCCACUAAGAAGGGAAAUACUGCUCUUCACAUUGCAUCUUUGGCUGGACAAGCAGAAGUUGUCAAAGUUCUUGUUAAGGAAGGAGCCAAUAUUAAUGCACAGUCUCAGAAUGGCUUUACUCCUUUAUACAUGGCUGCCCAAGAGAAUCACAUCGAUGUUGUAAAAUAUUUGCUGGAAAAUGGAGCUAAUCAGAGCACUGCUACAGAGGAUGGCUUUACUCCUCUAGCUGUGGCGCUCCAGCAAGGACACAACCAGGCAGUGGCCAUCCUCCUGGAGAACGACACCAAAGGGAAAGUGAGGCUGCCAGCUCUGCAUAUUGCUGCUAGGAAAGACGACACCAAAUCUGCCGCACUCCUGCUUCAGAAUGACCACAAUGCUGACGUACAAUCCAAGAUGAUGGUGAAUAGGACAACUGAGAGUGGUUUUACCCCUUUGCACAUAGCUGCACACUAUGGAAAUGUCAACGUGGCAACUCUUCUUCUAAACCGGGGAGCUGCUGUGGACUUCACAGCCAGGAAUGGAAUCACUCCUCUGCAUGUGGCUUCCAAAAGGGGAAAUACAAACAUGGUGAAGCUCUUACUGGAUCGAGGCGGUCAGAUCGAUGCCAAAACUAGGGAUGGGCUAACACCACUUCACUGUGCGGCACGAAGUGGGCAUGACCAAGUGGUGGAACUUCUGUUGGAACGGGGUGCUCCCUUGCUGGCAAGGACUAAGAAUGGGUUGUCUCCACUACACAUGGCCGCCCAGGGAGACCACGUGGAAUGUGUGAAGCACCUGUUGCAGCACAAGGCGCCUGUUGAUGAUGUUACCCUAGACUACCUGACAGCCCUCCACGUUGCUGCACACUGUGGCCACUACCGUGUAACCAAACUCCUUUUGGACAAGAGAGCCAAUCCGAACGCCAGAGCCCUGAAUGGUUUUACUCCACUGCACAUUGCCUGCAAGAAAAACCGCAUCAAAGUCAUGGAACUGCUGGUGAAAUAUGGGGCUUCAAUCCAAGCUAUAACAGAGUCUGGCCUCACACCAAUACAUGUGGCUGCCUUCAUGGGCCACUUGAACAUUGUCCUCCUUCUGCUGCAGAACGGAGCCUCUCCAGAUGUCACUAACAUUCGUGGCGAGACAGCACUACACAUGGCAGCCCGAGCCGGGCAGGUGGAAGUGGUCCGAUGCCUCCUGAGAAAUGGUGCCCUUGUUGAUGCCAGAGCCAGGGAGGAACAGACACCUUUGCAUAUUGCCUCCCGCCUCGGUAAGACAGAAAUUGUCCAACUGCUUCUGCAACAUAUGGCCCAUCCAGAUGCAGCCACUACAAAUGGGUACACACCACUGCACAUCUCUGCCCGGGAGGGCCAGGUGGAUGUGGCAUCAGUCCUGUUGGAAGCAGGAGCAGCCCACUCCUUAGCUACCAAGAAGGGUUUUACUCCUCUGCAUGUAGCAGCCAAGUAUGGAAGUCUGGAUGUGGCAAAACUUCUCUUGCAACGCCGCGCUGCCGCAGAUUCUGCAGGGAAGAAUGGCCUUACCCCGCUCCAUGUUGCUGCUCAUUAUGACAACCAGAAGGUGGCGCUGCUGUUACUGGAGAAGGGUGCUUCCCCUCAUGCCACUGCCAAGAAUGGCUAUACUCCGUUACAUAUUGCUGCCAAGAAGAAUCAAAUGCAGAUAGCUUCCACACUCCUAAACUAUGGAGCAGAGACAAACAUUGUGACAAAGCAAGGAGUAACGCCACUCCAUCUGGCCUCGCAGGAGGGGCACACAGACAUGGUUACCUUGCUUCUGGAUAAGGGAGCCAAUAUCCAUAUGUCAACCAAGAGUGGACUCACAUCCUUACACCUUGCAGCCCAGGAAGAUAAAGUGAAUGUUGCUGAUAUUCUUACGAAGCAUGGAGCUGAUCAGGAUGCUCAUACAAAGCUUGGUUACACACCUUUAAUCGUGGCCUGUCACUACGGAAAUGUGAAAAUGGUCAACUUUCUUCUGAAACAGGGAGCAAAUGUUAAUGCAAAAACCAAGAACGGCUACACGCCUUUGCACCAGGCCGCGCAGCAGGGCCACACGCACAUCAUCAACGUCCUGCUCCAGCAUGGGGCCAAGCCCAACGCCACCACCGCGAAUGGCAACACUGCCUUGGCGAUUGCUAAGCGUCUGGGCUACAUCUCCGUGGUCGACACCCUGAAGGUUGUGACUGAGGAGGUCACCACCACCACCACAACUAUUACAGAAAAACACAAACUAAAUGUUCCUGAGACGAUGACUGAGGUUCUCGAUGUUUCUGAUGAAGAGGGUGAUGACACAAUGACAGGUGAUGGGGGAGAAUACCUUAGGCCUGAGGACCUAAAAGAACUGGGUGAUGACUCACUACCCAGCAGUCAGUUCCUGGAUGGUAUGAAUUACCUGCGAUACAGCUUGGAGGGAGGACGAUCUGACAGCCUUCGAUCCUUCAGUUCCGACAGGUCUCACACUCUGAGCCAUGCCUCCUACCUGAGGGACAGUGCUGUGAUGGACGACUCAGUUGUGAUUCCCAGCCACCAGGUGUCAGCUCUAGCCAAGGAGGCAGAAAGGAAUUCUUAUCGCCUAAGCUGGGGCACUGAGAACUUAGACAACGUGGCUCUUUCUUCUAGUCCUAUUCAUUCAGGUUUCCUGGUUAGUUUUAUGGUGGAUGCCCGAGGUGGUGCUAUGCGAGGAUGCAGGCACAAUGGGCUCCGAAUCAUUAUUCCACCUCGGAAAUGUACUGCUCCAACACGAGUCACCUGCCGACUGGUCAAACGCCAUAGACUGGCAACAAUGCCUCCAAUGGUGGAAGGGGAAGGCCUGGCCAGUCGCCUGAUCGAAGUUGGACCUUCUGGUGCUCAGUUCCUUGGUAAACUUCACCUGCCAACGGCUCCUCCCCCACUUAAUGAGGGAGAAAGUUUGGUCAGCCGCAUUCUUCAGCUGGGGCCUCCUGGAACCAAAUUCCUUGGGCCUGUGAUCGUGGAGAUCCCUCACUUUGCGGCCCUUCGCGGAAAGGAAAGGGAACUGGUGGUUCUGCGCAGUGAGAAUGGGGACAGCUGGAAAGAGCAUUUCUGUGACUACACUGAAGAUGAAUUGAAUGAAAUUCUUAAUGGCAUGGAUGAAGUACUAGAUAGCCCAGAAGACCUAGAAAAGAAACGAAUCUGCCGCAUCAUCACGCGAGACUUCCCACAGUACUUUGCAGUGGUGUCGCGUAUCAAACAGGACAGCAACCUGAUUGGCCCAGAGGGAGGUGUGCUGAGCAGCACAGUGGUGCCCCAGGUGCAGGCCGUCUUCCCAGAGGGGGCACUCACCAAGCGGAUCCGCGUCGGCCUGCAGGCUCAACCUAUGCACAGUGAGCUGGUUAAGAAGAUCCUAGGCAACAAAGCUACCUUCAGCCCCAUAGUCACUUUGGAACCUAGAAGAAGAAAAUUCCACAAACCAAUUACCAUGACCAUUCCUGUCCCCAAAGCUUCAAGUGAUGUCAUGUUGAAUGGAUUUGGGGGAGAUGCACCAACCUUAAGAUUACUAUGCAGCAUAACAGGUGGAACCACCCCUGCUCAAUGGGAGGAUAUUACAGGAACUACGCCAUUAACAUUUGUCAAUGAAUGUGUUUCCUUUACAACGAACGUGUCUGCCAGGUUCUGGCUGAUAGACUGUCGACAGAUCCAGGAAUCUGUUACUUUUGCAUCACAAGUAUAUAGAGAAAUUAUCUGCGUACCUUAUAUGGCCAAAUUUGUAGUGUUUGCCAAGUCACAUGACCCCAUCGAAGCCAGGUUGAGAUGUUUCUGCAUGACUGAUGAUAAAGUGGAUAAGACCCUUGAACAACAAGAAAAUUUUGCUGAGGUGGCCAGGAGCAGGGAUGUGGAGGUAUUAGAAGGAAAACCCAUCUAUGUUGAUUGUUUUGGCAACCUGGUACCAUUAACUAAAAGUGGCCAGCAUCAUAUAUUCAGUUUUUUUGCCUUCAAAGAAAAUAGACUUCCUCUAUUUGUCAAGGUACGCGAUACAACUCAGGAACCUUGCGGACGACUAUCAUUUAUGAAGGAGCCAAAAUCCACAAGAGGCCUGGUGCAUCAGGCUAUUUGCAACUUAAAUAUCACCUUGCCGAUUUAUACAAAGGAAUCAGAGUCAGAUCAAGAACAGGAGGAAGAGAUCGAUAUGACAUCAGAAAAAAAUGAUGAGACAGAAUCUACAGAAACAUCUGUCCUGAAAAGUCACCUGGUUAAUGAAGUUCCUGUCCUAGCAAGUCCGGACUUGCUCUCUGAAGUUUCUGAGAUGAAACAAGAUUUGAUCAAAAUGACCGCCAUCUUGACCACAGAUGUGUCUGAUAAGGCAGGUUCUAUUAAAGUGAAGGAGCUGGUGAAGGCUGCUGAGGAAGAGCCAGGAGAGCCUUUUGAAAUCGUUGAAAGAGUUAAAGAGGACUUAGAGAAAGUGAAUGAAAUCCUGAGAAGUGGAACCUGCACCAGAGAUGAAGGCAGUGUGCAGCGCUCUCGGUCUGAGAAAGGAUUAGUGGAAGAGGAAUGGGUUAUUGUCAGUGAUGAGGAAAUAGAAGAGGCUAAGCAAAAAGCACCUUUAGAAAUCACUGAAUAUCCAUGUGUAGAAGUUAGAGUAGAUAAAGAGAUCAAAGGAAAAGUAGAGAAAGACUCAACUGGGCUAGUGAACUACCUUACUGACGAACUGAAUUCCUAUGUGCCUCCUCCCAAAGAGCAGCCACAGACAGUUCAAGAUAAGGCAGGGAAGAAAAGUGAGGCUCUGUCUGUUGGCAGGAGCUCUGAAAAGGAAGGGAAAGACAAACCCCCAGAUGAGACACAGAGUACACAGAAACACAAACCAAGCUUGGGAAUAAAGAAGCCAGUGAGAAGGAAAUUAAAAGAAAAGCAGAAACAAAAAGAGGAAGGUUUACAAGCUAGUGCAGAGAAAGCUGAACUUAAAAAAGGUAGUUCAGAAGAGUCAUUAGAUGAAGACCCAGGUUUAGCCCCUGAACCUCUUCCCACUGCCAAGGCCACAUCUCCUUUGAUAGAAGAAACUCCCAUUGGUUCUAUAAAGGACAAAGUAAAGGCCCUUCAGAAGCGAGUGGAAGAUGAACAGAAAGGUCGAAGCAAGUUGCCCAUCAGAGUCAAAGGCAAGGAGGACGUGCCAAAAAAAAACACCCACAGGACACAUCCAGCUGCGUCACCCUCUCUGAAGUCAGAGAGACAUGCACCAGGGUCUCCGUCCUCUAAAACAGAAAGACACUCUGCUCUUUCCUCUUCUGCAAAAACUGAAAGGCACCCUCCAGUAUCACCAUCAAGUAAAACUGAGAAACACUCACCUGUGUCACCCUCUGCAAAAACGGAAAGACAUUCACCUGUGUCAUCAUCGAGUAAAGCUGAGAAACACUCACCUGUAUCACCCUCGACAAAAACGGAAAGGCACUCCCCUGUGUCAUCUACAAAAACAGAAAGACACCCGCCUAUUUCACCUUCAGGCAAAGCAGACAAACGUCCACCUGUAUCACCUUCUGGGAGAACAGAAAAACACCCACCAGUAUCCCCUGGGAGAACAGAAAAACGCUUGCCUGUUUCGCCCUCCGGAAGAACAGACAAGCACCCACCUGUAUCAACCGCUGGGAAAACCGAGAAGCACCUGCCUGUGUCACCUUCUGGCAAAACAGAAAAGCAACCACCUGUAUCCCCCACUUCAAAAACAGAGAGGAUCGAGGAAACCAUGUCUGUUCGGGAGUUGAUGAAGGCUUUUCAGUCAGGCCAGGACCCUUCUAAACAUAAAACUGGACUCUUUGAGCACAAAUCAGCAAAACAAAAGCAGCCACAAGAGAAAGGUAAAGUUCGGGUAGAAAAAGAAAAGGGGCCAAUAUUAACCCAGAGAGAAACUCAGAAAACAGAGAAUCAGACCAUCAAACGAGGUCAGAGACACCCAGUAACGGGCGUGACAGAAUCCAAAAGAGGAGUUCGUGCUUCCUCCAUAGGGAUUAAGAAAGAAGAUGCAGUCGCAGAAAAGGAGAAAAGUCUCAGCCACAAAAUACCUGAACCUGUUCAGUCAGCACCUGAAGAAGAAAGCCACAGAGAGAGUGAAGUCCCCAAAGAAAAGGUGGCUGAUGAGCAGGGAGAUAUGGAUCUCCAGAUCAGCCCAGAUAGGAAAACCUCCACUGACUUCUCUGCAGUCAUUAAGCAAGAGUUGGAAGACAAUGACAAAUACCAACAAUUCCGACUGAGCGAGGAGACAGAAAAGGCACAGCUUCACUUAGACCAAGUACUCACUAGUCCUUUCAACACGACAUUUCCCCUCGACUACAUGAAAGAUGAGUUCCUUCCAGCUCUGUCUUUACAGAGCGGUGCUUUAGAUGGCAGUUCUGAAAGCCUAAAGAACGAGGGGGUAGCAGGCUCUCCGUGUGGCAGCCUGAUGGAGGGGACCCCUCAGAUUAGUUCAGAAGAAAGCUAUAAGCAUGAGGGCCUAGCAGAGACCCCUGAGACAAGCCCAGAAAGUCUUUCUUUCUCACCAAAGAAAAGUGAGGAGCAAAUUGGGGAAACAAAGGAAACCACCAAGGUAGAAACCACCACAGAAAUUCAUACAGAAAAAGAACAUUCUGCAACCAAAGACAUUACUGGUGGCUCUGAAGAGCAAGGUGCCACAGUCACUGAGGGCUCAGAGACCUCUACUGAGGGUUUUCAGAAAGAGGCCACUCUAGAGUCUCCCAAAGACACAGGUCCCAAAAGAGAAGAUGAUUGCACAGACAGCUGUAGUGUAGCAUUAGCAAAAGAGACACCCACGGGACUGACUGAGGAGGCAGGCUAUGAUGAAAGUCAAAGUACCUUUGGUAGUUCAGCCCACAAGACACAAACUGAUAGUGAGGCUCAGGAAUUCACAGCCAUGUUAGAGGAGACAAAGGCCUCGCCGCUGCCUGAGGCUUCUGUAAAGACAGAUACAGAAACUGAAUCAAAGCCUCAGGGAGUCAUUAGAAGUCCCCAAGGGUUAGAACUUGCACUCCCUAGCCGAGAUAGUGAAGUCCUCAGCGCUGUGGCUGAUGACUCAUUAGCAGUGAGCCACAAAGACUCUCUGGAAGCCAGCCCUGUGCUAGAAGAUAACUCCUCACACAAAACCCCUGAUUCUCUGGAACCAAGUCCUCUGAAAGAAUCCCCUUGCCGUGACUCUCUGGAAAGCAGCCCUGUUGAACCAAAGAUGAAGGCUGGAAUUUUUCCAAGUCACUUUCCUCUUCCUGCAGCUGUUGCCAAAACAGAACUCUUGAUGGAAGUGGCCUCUGUGCGGUCCCGGCUACUCCGAGACCCUGACGGCAGUGCUGAGGAUGACAGUCUUGAGCAGACAUCGCUCAUGGAGAGCUCAGGGAAGAGCCCCCUUUCUCCUGACACCCCCAGCUCUGAGGAAGUCAGCUACGAGGUUACACCCAAAACCACAGAUGUAAGUACACCAAAACCAGCUGUGAUUCAUGAAUGUGCAGAGGAGGAUGAUUCAGAAAACGGGGAGAAAAAGAGGUUCACACCUGAAGAGGAGAUGUUUAAAAUGGUAACCAAAAUCAAAACGUUUGAUGAACUUGAACAGGAAGCAAAGCAGAAAAGGGACUACAAAAAAGAACCCAAACAAGAAGAAUCUUCUUCAUCCUCUGACCCAGAUGCUGACUGUUCAGCAGAUGUGGAUGAACCAAAACAUAUAGGCAGUGAGGAGGAUGAAAGUGGUGUCCCUGUAUUAGUAACUUCAGAGAGCAGGAAGGUGUCUUCCUCCUCGGAAAGUGAACCUGAGUUGACACAGCUAAAAAAAGGUGCUGACUCGGGUCUCUUACCAGAACCAGUGAUUCGAGUUCAACCUCCUUCUCCACUUCCAUCCAGCAUGGACUCCAAUUCUAGCCCAGAAGAAGUACAGUUCCAGCCUAUCGUUUCCAAACAAUAUACUUUCAAGAUGAGUGAAGACACUCAGGAAGAGCCAGGCAAAUCAGAAGAAGAAAAAGAUUCUGAAUCCCAUUUAGCUGAAGACAGUCAUGUAGUUUCCACUGAGGGUGCAGAUACGUCUUGUGAUAAGCUAAACAGAGACACUGAUCAGCCAAAAACCUGUGAUGGCGAUGGAUGUGAGGCCAUGAGUCCUAGCAGCUCAGUUGCUCCUGUCUCUUCAGGUCUGCAGAGUCCGACUGGUGAUGAUGUUGAUGAACAGCCAGUCAUCUAUAAAGAAUCAUUAGCUCUCCAAGGCACUCAUGAAAAAGACACAGAAGGAAAAGAGCUUGAUGUUUCUACAGCAGAAUCUUCACAAGUAGAUUGCCCCAGUGAAAGCUUUUCAUCUUCGUCCUCUUUCCCUCAUUGUUUAGUAUCUGAAGGAAAAGUAUUGGAUGAAGACAUAUCUGCCACAUCUUCUACUCAAAAAACAGAGGUCACAAAAACUGAUGAAACAUUUGAGAACUUAACAAAGGACUGCCCCACUCAAGACUCAUCCAUUACUACUCAAACAGAUAGAUUUUCUACGGAUGUUCCCAUGUCCAACCUAGCUGAGACUGAUGAAAUCUAUGAUCCCCAAAUCACUAGCCCUUAUGAAAAUGUCCCGUCCCAAUCUUUUUUCUCUAGUGAAGAAAGCAAAACCCAGACAGAUGCAGAUCACCCCACAAAUUUUCACUCUUCUGAAGUGUAUUCCGUUACCAUCACAUCCUCUGCUGAAGACGUAGUGGCAAGCUCCUCUGGUGGAACUGUUUUAAGCAAAGAAUCUAAUUUUGAGAGCCAGGGCCUAAAAAUGGAAUCCCAACAAGAAAGUACCUUGUGGGAAAUCCAAUCAGACAGUGCCUCUUCAUCUCUCGAGCCUACUAUGCCAGCUACAACAGCAGUUGUUGGUGAACAAAUAAGCAAAGUCCUCAUCACAAAAACUGAUGUGGAUUCUGAUUCCUGGAGUGAAAUUCGGGAAGACGACGAAGCCUUUGAGGCUCGUGUGAAAGAGGAAGAACAAAAGAUAUUUGGUUUGAUGGUAGACAGACAAUCACAGGGUACCACCCCUGACACCACUCCUGCUAGGACCCCAACUGAAGAGGGUACCCCAACAAGUGAGCAAAACCCAUUUCUGUUUCAGGAAGGAAAAUUGUUUGAAAUGACCCGAAGUGGUGCCAUCGAUAUGACCAAAAGGUCCUAUGCAGAUGAAAGUUUUCACUUUUUCCAAAUUGGUCAAGAAUCCAGGGAAGAGACUCCCUCUGAAGAUGUGAAAGAAGAGGCUGCGGGGGCUGAGACACUACAGCUGGAGACAUCAGUUGAGUCACUAGUGCUUUCAGAAUCAAAAGAAGCAGUGGAUGAUGAAGCUGACUUACUUCCAGAAGACCUGAGUGAGGAAGUAGAGGAAAUACCUGCUUCAGAUGCUCAACUUAACUCCCAAAUGGGGAUUUCAGCCUCCACUGAAACACUGACAAAAGAAGCUGUUAGUGUAGGGACCAAGGACCUCUCCACCAUGCAAACGGGUGAUACACCUCAUCUGCCUGAUGUAAAGCAGGUAUCCUGCCCUGACUCUUCUGAACUAGUUGUACAAGCCCAGUUAGAUUUUUCCACAGUCACCAGGUCUGUUUAUUCAGAUAAAGGUGAUGCCUCUCCUGAUUCUUCCCCAGAAGAACAGAAAUCAGUGAUUGAAAUUCCUACUGCACCCAUGGAGAAUGUGCCUUCUACUGAAAGCAAAUCCAAAAUUCCUGUAAGGACUAUGCCCACUUCCACCCCAGCACUUCCAUCUGCAGAGUAUGAGAGUUCACUCUCUGAAGAUUUUCUAUCCAGUGUAGAUGAAGAAAAUAAAGAGGAUGAAGCAAAACCAAAGUCCAAACUCCCUGUCAAAGUACCCCUCCAAAGAGUGGAACAGCAGCUCUCAGAUCUAGACACCACUGUCCAGAAGAUAGUGGCUCCUCAGGGACAGGACAUGACAAGCAUCACACCAGAUAAUAGGAGCAAAUCUGAAUCUGAUGCUAGUUCUUUGGACUCAAAGAUCAAAUGCCCAGUAAACACCAGAAGUUACACUGAGACAGAAACAGAGAGCAGAGAGAGGGCAGAGGAACUUGAGUUAGAAUCAGAAGAAGGGGCCACACGACCAAAGAUACUUGCAUCUCGAUUGCCAGUUAAGAGCAGAAGCACCACAUCUUCCUGCAGGGGGGGCAUGAGCCCCACAAAAGAAAGUAAGGAGCAUUUCUUUGACCUUUACAGAAAUUCCAUAGAAUUCUUUGAGGAGAUUAGUGAUGAGGCUUCCAAGUUAGUGGAUAGGCUGACACAGUCAGAGAGGGAGCAGGAACUAGUUUCAGACGAUGAAAGUAGUAGUGCCCUGGAAGUUUCAGUAAUUGAAAAUCUGCCACCUGUUGAGACCGAGCACUCAGUUCCUGAGGACAUCUUUGACACAAGGCCCAUUUGGGAUGAGUCUAUUGAGACUCUGAUUGAACGCAUCCCUGAUGAAAAUGGCCAUGACCAUGCUGAAGAUCCACAGGAUGAGCAGGAACGGAUCGAGGAAAGGCUGGCUUAUAUUGCUGAUCACCUUGGCUUCAGCUGGACAGAAUUAGCAAGAGAACUGGAUUUUACUGAGGAGCAAAUUCAUCAAAUUCGAAUUGAAAAUCCCAACUCUCUUCAAGACCAGAGUCAUGCACUGCUGAAGUACUGGUUAGAAAGGGAUGGGAAACAUGCUACAGAUACCAACCUCAUUGAAUGUCUCACUAAGAUCAACCGAAUGGACAUUGUUCAUCUCAUGGAGACCAACACAGAACCUCUCCAGGAACGCAUCAGUCAUAGUUAUGCAGAAAUUGAACAGACCAUUACUCUGGAUCAUAGUGAAGGGUUCUCAGUACUUCAGGAGGAGUUAUGCACUGCACAGCACAAGCAGAAAGAGGAGCAAGCUGUUUCUAAAGAAAGCGAGACCUGUGAUCACCCUCCUAUUGUCUCAGAGGAAGACAUUUCUGUUGGUUAUUCCACGUUUCAGGACGGCAUCCCCAAAACUGAGGGGGACAGCUCAGCCACAGCACUCUUUCCCGAAACUCACAAGGAGCAAGUUCAACAGGAUUUCUCAGGGAAAAUGCAAGACCUGCCUGAAGAGUCAUCUCUGGAAUAUCAGCAGGAAUAUUUUGUGACAAGUCCAGGAACAGAAGCGUCAGAGACUCAGAAGCCUACGGCAGUACCCGGCUCUCCCAGCAAGACACCUGAGGAAGUUAGCACCCCUCCUGAGGAGGAGAGGCUGUAUCUCCAGACCCCAACAUCCAGUGAGCGGGGAGGCUCUCCCAUCAUACAAGAACCUGACGAGCCCUCAGAGCACAGAGAGGAGAGUUCUCCAAGGAAAACCAGCCUCGUAAUAGUGGAGUCUGCCGAUAACCAGCUAGAGACCUGUGAAAGAGUCGAUGAAGAUGCAGCUUUUGAAAAGGAGCUAACAGAGGAAUUAGGGGAGCUGGAGGCCAGCUCAGAUGAGGAGGCGAUGGUAACUACCAGGGUUGUCCGCCGGCGAGUGAUUAUUCAGGGAGACGAUAUGCCUGAAAUACCCCCAGAAACAGUCACAGAAGAAGAAUACAUUGAUGAACACGGACACACCGUGGUAAAGAAGGUUACUAGGAAAAUCAUUAGGCGGUAUGUAUCCUCUGAAGGCACAGAGAAGGAAGAGAUUACGGUGCAGGGAAUGCCACAGGAACCUGUCAGCAUCGAGGAAGGGGAUGGCUAUUCCAAAGUUAUAAAGCGUGUUGUAUUGAAGAGUGACACCGAGCAGUCAGAGGUCACUUUGUGUGAGCCCAGCAUUUUGUCCAGUACCUCACAAUUUCAGGCUGAGCCAGUGGAAGGCCGUAGAGUCAGCAAAGUUGUUAAAACAACUGUGGUACGUGGAGAGAGGAUGGAGAAACAUCUGGGGGAUUCUAGUUUAGCCACUGAUCUUCCUUCAGCCAAAGAUGACUUUGAUGAGGCUUUGAGUUACACAGGUAGCCACAUGAAAGUCCACUUACCCAGUUUAGUAGAGAAUGAGAUCCUGAAAGAGGAUGGAUCAAUAAUUAAAAGGACAACCAUGAGUAAAGCCAGUACACAGAAGAGGGCUGUGGUGAAGGACCAGCAUGGAAAACGCAUUGACUUGGAGCACCUGGAGGAUGUACCAGAAGCACUAGACCAGGACGACCUCCAGCGCGAUCUCCAGCAGCUCCUUCGGCAUUUCUGCAAGGAGGACUUGAAGCAAGAGGCCAAAUGAGGGGCUGCCCAGUUCUCACACCAGAAACCACACAUUCACUCAAUAUGCAGCUUCCUGUUUCAGUAGAGGAGUGACCUAACUGGCCUAAUUAAUGGGAUACCCCGACAUUUCCACUGUUAGCAAAUAUAUGGCAUUUUGUUUUAGUUUUCCCCCAUCCUCUUUAACUAUAAAGCUAAUUUGUGACCAAAGAUGGCAUCCUUCAUACUGGAUGCUGUAUCCACUACUUCGUUGUGUCUGUGCUAACCUGGGAACUGGCCACCUCCAUUGUUCUUUGCUUCUGCACAAGAUCCAUGAAAAUCCAUUGAUCAGAAGAACUUCACCUGCAGACCUCUUCAAGUGACAUUAUGUAAGAAUCCUUCCAAGGGAUAUCUAUGUACAAUGUAUAUAGCUGAAAUGCUCAGAUGAACAACACAUUAAAAUUAAAACCACUGCCUAUUAUAACUACACUGGGCAUCAGAAUAAAAGGCCUCUAGAAAUUGCUGAACAAUGGUUAAUUAAGAUAUUGCUAACACAAUCGAGUGAUAAUACAGUUUUACUGCAAAAGAAGCACUUCAGACCUAAUCAUGUCCUUAGAACUUCCAGAGUAGCCGCUGCUCCCAGCCAAAGGUGGGUUAAUAGCCUUGAAGAACUGUCCUGAGAAGUUACUGCUGGUGCUGGCUAGCCAUGACUUAGGACUCUCUAAAAGCCACUCUGAGGCAGGGGAGAAGGGAGCAGAGGGCACACAGAAUGAAACGAUGGGGUAUUCAGUUGCUAGCAGCCACAUUGUGUGGCAUUCUAGCAUCUUCAGGUCUUUAGAUUUUGGAAAAGUUGGCAGGGUAUUUUAAAAGCUAUAACUACUGUAGUUUUCCAGUUUUCAUUGCUGCUUUAGCAAACCACGCUGUCUUACUGGUGGUACUUACUUCUGGCCACUGCACUGUAGAUAAUUCAUUGGAAACAAGAUUUACCCACUACAUAAAAGGUUAAACUCCUUCAGUAUGUUGGAGUGGUGUCUUUUUCUUUUUCUUUUUUUCAGGUUGAUAUCUUCUCUAAUACCUGCAUGUGGCAUUUAAAAAUCAAAACCACGGUCUAUCCCCUCUUCUAAUCACGUUAAUGGUUUCCAUUCUUUUUACCCUGAGUGAGCACUUUUCACUUUCCAGCUAGGUCUGUUUUUCAGCUUGCAGAAGAGAUUGAGAAAUCCUUGAAAAAUUGGUUUUGGUUAAAAUUUUUGGUUUAUUUAUUUGAAAUCCACACUCCCUUGGAAACUCUUAAGUGCAUUUGUGCACUUCUGUUUGUUUGUCUCAAAUAAGGGACUAUAACAGUCUGAGUAAUUUCCAUGUCCUCUUCCUUAUUCCUCUAGUGGUUGAAGUUGUGUAGCAUUUUAACAUAUAUAUAUUCACAAAUAUAUUCAUAUAAACAGUAUACAUUUUGAAUCAGUCAUUUGUUAAAGAAAAGUAUAUUCAAUGAAGAUGAAAUUUAAAUAAAAAAGGACAGAGUCUAUCCUCCAGGGAUUGAACAUUUUCCAAUUAUCUGGUCUUUUCCUGUUGUGCAAAAAUGACUCAUUGCUCUGAAUGUCAAAAACAAAUGCGACAAACAAUGGCACUUCAUCAUUUAAAGUAAUGUUGCCAAGAGAAAAAAUUUCCUGGGAGGGAGGUUUCCCACAAGCCAAAUCUCUCUCUUAAGCCUCAAAUGCUAGCACUUUCUGGCAGUUGGAUAGGAAAUUAAACAUUCUUUGGCAGCCAAAAUAAGAGAGGCCGAUGGUGAAACUUUUUGAGACACCCUAUGGCCUUCUUGUCAAAACCUUCACUGGAGCUCAAGAAAAGCAUUUCUGUUGUGUUAUUUGCAGUGCAGAUGAUGUCUGUGUAACAACAUAAUGGUUAUUCACCUUUUUUGAUUUUGAUUUUUGCUGUGUUAUCAAAAACUUGAAUACUGUGAGAAGAAGUGAAUUUUCAGUUGACGAAUCAGCAUCUUGUUCCCAUGGUGAUAACACUAAUUGAAUAUAUCUAUGAGGGCAUGUAUUAGUUAAUGGAAAAAAAAUACAACACUAACAAUACAUAGCUGCAAUGUGUACAAUGGCUGAUUUAAUUAAAUAAAAUGUACAAGUGUUAAAUGUG
Messenger RNA from Cebus imitator (Panamanian white-faced capuchin), 14688 nucleotides. RefSeq names its product ankyrin 2 (gene ANK2). Gene Ontology annotation, molecular function: protein binding. Lineage: Eukaryota; Metazoa; Chordata; Mammalia; Primates; Cebidae. Gene Ontology annotation, biological process: signal transduction; protein localization to T-tubule; regulation of cardiac muscle contraction. Bases 194 to 12598 code for a protein of 4134 amino acids. The record is from RefSeq and is a predicted model, not a curated record. The transcript has 49 exons. Gene Ontology annotation, cellular component: T-tubule.